AUGGGAAAGGAAAAGACUCACAUCAACAUCGUCGUCAUUGGACACGUAGAUUCCGGCAAGUCUACCACUACCGGCCAUCUCAUCUACAAAUGUGGUGGGAUCGACAAAAGAACCAUCGAGAAGUUUGAGAAGGAGGCUGCUGAGAUGGGGAAGGGCUCCUUCAAGUAUGCCUGGGUCUUGGAUAAACUGAAAGCUGAACGGGAGCGAGGUAUCACCAUUGAUAUCUCCCUGUGGAAAUUCGAGACCAGCAAGUAUUAUGUGACCAUCAUUGAUGCCCCAGGGCACAGAGACUUCAUCAAAAACAUGAUUACAGGAACCUCUCAGGCCGACUGUGCUGUCCUGAUUGUUGCUGCUGGUGUCGGUGAAUUUGAAGCAGGCAUCUCCAAAAAUGGACAGACCCGUGAGCAUGCCCUUCUGGCCUACACUCUGGGUGUGAAACAGCUGAUUGUUGGUGUUAACAAAAUGGAUUCCACUGAGCCACCCUACAGCCAGAAAAGAUACGAGGAAAUUGUUAAAGAAGUCAGCACCUACAUUAAGAAAAUUGGCUACAACCCUGACACAGUAGCAUUUGUGCCAAUUUCUGGUUGGAAUGGUGACAACAUGCUGGAGCCAAGUGCUAAUAUGCCUUGGUUCAAGGGAUGGAAGGUCACCCGUAAAGAUGGCAAUGCCAGUGGAACCACACUGCUUGAAGCUCUGGAUUGCAUCCUGCCACCAACUCGCCCAACUGACAAGCCCCUUCGCCUGCCCCUCCAGGAUGUCUACAAAAUUGGUGGUAUUGGUACUGUCCCUGUGGGCAGAGUGGAGACUGGUGUUCUCAAGCCCGGCAUGGUGGUCACCUUUGCUCCAGUCAAUGUUACAACUGAAGUAAAGUCUGUUGAAAUGCACCAUGAAGCUUUGAGUGAAGCUCUUCCUGGGGACAAUGUGGGCUUCAACGUCAAGAACGUGUCUGUCAAAGAUGUUCGCCGUGGCAACGUGGCUGGUGACAGCAAAAAUGAUCCACCAAUGGAAGCAGCUGGUUUCACAGCUCAGGUGAUUAUCCUGAACCACCCAGGCCAGAUCAGUGCUGGAUAUGCACCUGUGCUGGAUUGUCACACAGCCCACAUUGCUUGCAAAUUUGCUGAGCUGAAGGAGAAGAUUGACCGUCGUUCUGGGAAAAAGCUGGAAGAUGGCCCCAAGUUCUUGAAAUCUGGUGAUGCUGCCAUCGUUGAUAUGAUUCCUGGCAAGCCCAUGUGUGUUGAGAGCUUCUCUGACUACCCUCCUCUGGGCCGUUUCGCUGUUCGUGACAUGAGACAGACAGUUGCUGUGGGUGUCAUCAAAGCAGUGGACAAGAAGGCAGCUGGAGCUGGCAAAGUCACCAAGUCUGCCCAGAAAGCUCAGAAGGCUAAAUGA
Pipistrellus nathusii (Nathusius's pipistrelle) is the source of this 1389-nucleotide messenger RNA. The record is from the annotation of a GenBank genome assembly. NCBI's taxonomy places the organism in Eukaryota, Metazoa, Chordata, Mammalia, Chiroptera, Vespertilionidae.